Messenger RNA from Phytomonas sp. EM1, 1311 nucleotides. The record is from the annotation of a GenBank genome assembly. Lineage: Eukaryota; Euglenozoa; Kinetoplastea; Trypanosomatida; Trypanosomatidae.
AUGUCGAACGAAAAAGGUGCCUGUCAAACCAAGGCGACCGUGCGAAUCAAGGAAAACGAGGAGGACGAGAAGGAAAUCAUCCCGCUUGAUCGAGAUGACAUUGCGCUGCUCAAACUCUACGGCUCCGGCCCCUACCACGUGACGAUCAAGGAGCUCGAGGACUACGUCAAGACGAAGGCGGAGCAGCUCAAUAAGCUGGCGGGGAUGAAAGAAAGCGAGAUGGGGCUCGCCCCGGCGGUGCAGUGGGAUUUGAACGCGGAUCGUCAGGUGAUGGAGACGGAAAGCUCCCUCCACGUGGGUCGUUGCCAGCGGAUUAUUAACAAAGGCCAGGAGAACGCCCGCUAUGUGGUUCGCAUCCGCGAUCAUGCGAAUUACGUCGUGAAACUCGGCGAUCGCGUCGCGCCGGAGGAUAUCGAGGAGUCGAUGCGCGUCGGGAUUCACAUGGGGUAUAGUAAAAUUCAGAUUGAAAUCCCCCUCCCCCCUCGGAUCGACCCCUCCGUGAGUAUGAUGCAGGUGGAGGAUAAACCGGACGUCACCUACGCCGAUGUCGGCGGGAUGGCGACGCAGAUCGAGCGGCUUCGCGAGGUCGUCGAGCUGCCGUUAACCCAUCCGGAAAAGUACACGCGAUUGGGGAUUGAUCCGCCGAAAGGCAUCCUCUUGUAUGGCCCCCCCGGGACCGGUAAAACCCUCCUCGCGAAGGCCGUGGCGAACCGCACGGACGCGACCUUUAUCCGCGUGAUCGGCUCCGAGCUCGUGCAGCGGUAUAUCGGCGAGGGCGCGCGCAUGGUGCGCGAGAUUUUCCAACUCGCGCGGACGAAAAAGGCGUGCGUGAUUUUUUUUGACGAGGUCGACGCCGUCGGCGGGAGCCGCGGCGGCGACGGCGAUAACGAAAUCGAACGGACGAUGCUGGAAAUGGUCAACCAAAUGGACGGCUUCGACGCGCGCGGGAAUGUGAAGGUGAUUAUGGCGACGAAUCGGCCGGAUACCCUGGAUCCCGCGCUCACCCGCCCGGGGCGGAUGGAUCGUCGGCUCGAAAUCGGCCUCCCGGAUCUCGAAGGCCGGAGUGGGAUUCUCCGAAUCCACGCCCGGUCGAUGUCGUGCGCGAAGGGCAUUCGAUUUGAGCUGAUCGCACGACUUUGCCCGAACACGACGGGGGCGGAUCUCCGCUCGGUGUGCACGGAGGCCGGGAUGUUCGCGAUCCGCGCGCGGCGGAAGACGAUCACCGAGCGCGAUUUCCUCGAGGCCGUGAAUAAGGUGAUUAAAGGGCAGCAUAAAUUCAGCGCCACGGCGAAGUAUAUGGUCUACAACUGA